Messenger RNA from Spinacia oleracea (spinach), 5835 nucleotides. RefSeq lists its product as uncharacterized. Gene Ontology annotation, cellular component: plasma membrane. The transcript has 2 exons. The coding region runs from base 3753 to 5711 and encodes 652 amino acids. NCBI's taxonomy places the organism in Eukaryota, Viridiplantae, Streptophyta, Magnoliopsida, Caryophyllales, Amaranthaceae. The record is from RefSeq and is a predicted model, not a curated record. Gene Ontology annotation, molecular function: protein binding.
UCAUUUAAACUCUUUUGCUUUAAAACCAUGCAUUUUGCUUUCAAUGAUAUGUCUUUCUAGGUAUAUAGAGUAACCUUUAGAUGAACCUCUUUUAAUGUAGCAUUCCUAGCAUAACUGUCGAUUCUCGGGUUUUUAAUACCUUUCUUUGUAACUGUUUCAUAGCAUGAUUUCUUCUCCAAAUGAUUUGUUGUCCACUGACAUCUUGUGGACUCCAAAAACCCAAUUGGUUGGUUAUAGGAUUCCUUUAAGCUACUGUUGCGAACUGUAGCCUUAGUUUUGUAGCAUAAGCGUUGUGACUGUAUAGUGUAACCUCAACUAGUUUAUGCAUUGUCUUUUGGGUGAUGAUAUUUGAUCGAAAUUUAUGUAUUAAUAUUUCAGAGAUUGCCUGCCUUAAAUUUUCUUAUCUUCUUAUCUAUUUGGUAGAUAAGCUUGGUGCCAGAGGACAUAUGUUCUAGCAAAUUCAACUCCCCUAAGGCCCCAACAGUCAAUCUCCUGCUUUUCUGCCUGGAUAUUCCGCUGUUACCUAAUUCACUACCCCCUACACGAACCACGAGUCCACGACCCCAAACGUGCAAAUUGGUACAUUGUACAGUAGUACACUUUUAGGCUAAUGAUUUAACAAAAAAAACUAGAGUGAAUUUUGUUCCCGUACCUGUACCGCGUACCAGAACUUAGGUAACACUGGGAUAAUCCAUUCAAUCUUUAAUGCUUGGACUUUGUCUUCAGGUGUUCUCAUAACGGAAGAGAAUGGUUAUUCAAUCUUUCUUUUAUCUUUUCUUUUAAAACAAUGCGGGGAAAUGAAAGAGAAAUCUUUACUUUACAAACUUGUCCAACCUGCAAUACCCGUCAUUGAUUCAUCCGAUUCAAACCUGAACUAUACCAAUAAUUUUGACCCAAACCAAAAGUGAUCAGAUUCCAACCGACACAACUCAAAAAGUGUGAGCAACACUGACUGAUUUUUCACUCAAAAGUCAAAGCUAAUUGAGAGUAGACCUGAAUUUGACUUAGUUGAACCAAAAUCAAGUUGAAUGACUUAUCACCCGAAUGAUAGCCCAAACAGAAUUUGACCUGAAUCUACAUUGGUCCGAACAAUCUGAUGUAACCCGAUGACCAUCUAUUAUGUGCAAUAUGCCUUGGUUUUCCUAGGAAUGCCAAUCAGGGACCUGUUAGAACCUCCUGAAAAUAAUGCAGAUCUAUAACUUUACCAAUCAAAACUUAUUGAAAAACUGUUUUCCAUGCAUAAUGCCCAUGUGAGUAGUAGAGAAUUGUAAUUAAACAUGAUAAUGAUGUCCUGAUAAAUGAUAAUUAGUUCACUCUAUCCAAUUUUCAACCUUAUGUAACUUGAUUGGUUGAGGUGCUGGUAGAUAUCAGUCUUUUCGCUCUUUUCUAUCAAGUGUUUCUUUCAACUAUAGAGGUCAUAAGUCCAUACAGUAAUAGGCUCGUCAUUCCCAAGCGUUUUCUACUUAUCUAUUAUCAUUGUCGUCUUGUGAUCUCGGUUACGAUAAUUAUGUAUAAAGUAGAUUUUAUAGAACAGAAAUCCAUAGUCCAUACCCUCACUAGCUUACAUCUCAAUUUUGGGUAGUUGUCUAUUUUUUCUUUUCUCAACACAUUUUUCAGCUUCUAGCAUUUUUCGUUUUCUGUUAAAUAUUCAUGUAGGCCCAUGAUAGGAGAAGCCUUAUGUAUUGGGUACGGCCUUUUUAUUCAUGUAGGCCCUCAAUGGCUAGAUUUAUUGCAGAGUCAAUGGAAAUGGUAUGUAUUUCCAUCAACAACAAAUGGUGUAUCUGAAAUUUGUGUCAUUCUUCUAGUACUGCAUCAUGUUUGCCAUUAAGUUUCUGGGUAUGGCUUUAAGAUUUUGGUUUAGUCGGUGGCUUAGUGUCAGACUUCAGAUUUUUCUAGUACACUGAGAUCUGUUUUUUUUUUCCUUUUUCCUUACGUAAUAAAUAUAUUAUUAUUACGUUUAUUUCGACCUCCCUAAACUCCGGUAUGACAGAACCAGGGAUUUAAUCCCGGAAGCAGUCAUGAUCACGAUAAUGGUCGUGGAACCACUUUCCCGGUCAUGUAGUAAGCUUAAAAGUCUUUGCAUACCGUGAUGCAGCCGAGAUUCGAUACCCUAGAUGAAACUUAUUGCAUAGGAUACCUGCAUAUUUUUCAUAUUGUAUCUGAGAUUUGGAAUGUGUUUUGUCACAUGAGGCUUGUUUGGUAAGGUUGAAAAAUACAGAAAAAGAAAAAGAUGAGGAAUCAAUUCUGUUGAUCAGAUCCAAGGGCACACUAUAUUCACUAAUUCUCUAACAAAUGAUAGGACACCAAGAUAGAAACAAAGGGAUUGAUAAAAACUGUUCCAUUUUCUCUCUCCUACUUGGAGGGUACCAUGUGCAAUGUGGGCCCCACUUAGCCAAUUCAAUAUGGGUCCUUUUUAUUGGAUCAGCAUAAUGAAAAAAUAAUAAUCCCUUAAUAAUUACUUUUCCUACCAAAAUAAUUGCUCUUCUACAUUAGAUUCUCUUUAAACCAGACAAAAUUUAAAGUUCCUGCUUGUUUUAUAAUACUGUAGCAUUAUUAUUGUUAUUAUUAUAUCAUCAUAUUAUUUCAAUUAUUGAGUUGCUCUAUCCUGCCGCAUUGGUUGAUCUUUGUUUUACAUUCUUUUGGUACAUUGAACGAGAACCUCCAUCUUGUUCCCGGGUUAGAUGUUUUAUCUAAGGGUGUGGUUUUUUUGCUUAUUUAACCAGUUUUGCUCCUUAAAACGGAUAAAGUGAAUUAAAGUCACCCUUGGCUUGGAUAUACCUAACUCUAGGCCUCUAGAUUUACCCGAGAACAAGUAUAAUUCCCUUAUUUUUUUAUAUAUUUUUUUCUUUUGUGUGGAAUUUCAGAUUGAGCUUUUAUUUUUGUGAAUAGGUGAGAAAAUGGCCUAGUACCGAAGCUGAAUAUGAUAGAACUACCAUAGAAGUACUUUGCUUUAGGGUGACUCAAAAUUUGAAAUGACAAAUUGUGAAUUUUAGUUUAACGGCGAAAGGCGAACUAAAAAAUGGGUAAGGAAAAUAUCUUAUUAGAUCGAAACCUUGCAUUGGUCAACCCGGCUCAGCCAAACAAGCUAGACUACUGGGGUCCAAGGAAUUCAAUUAACCAAUAAUAACAUAAGGUGUAGUAUAAAUUCGGUUGACAUAGGGAUUCAACAAAGUUAGGUGUGUUCAGUUCUGUCCUUGAACAAUAACAUGUUUUUUCUUUAAAGAAAGAAACAUUAUUUAAUAAUAAAUAAAUAAAAUCUAGAUCUGACCAUUAUAUACAGUUGUUUCUUGGAAGCUUUAGACUUACCUUUAACUUUCUCCCUCGUGAAAUAAUCGGAUUCAUAUUGUUGGGACCCACUAAAUUUCAUUCUUUUUUUCUUACUCUCACUGUCUCACAGAGUCCACACUCCACAGUUCACUGUCAUUUUCAGGCAUCAGAGAAUCUUAAAACUUACCUUUUUCUGUUCUUGGUAUAAAGUUUCAGCAACAAAAUGCUUGUAUGAAGUUGUUACUAUACCACUUUUUGCGUUGUUCUAGUAUAGAAUCCCGUCUAUAUCAUUUGUCCUACACCGAAAAAAUAAUAAUAAUAAUAAUAAUAAUAAUAAUAAUAAUAAUAAUAAUACCACUUUGCUGUUUCAUAAAUUGCUCCCCUUUGUGGUUGUAUAUCAUAUCUAUAUCCCUUUCUUUCCUUCUUUCUUCUUCCUGUUGUUUUGUGUCUGAAUUCUAGCAACUCUUUCUUGGUAAUAAAACAAAAUGGCUGCCUCAUACUUCCCUCUUAGUUGGGAGAGUUCAGGAGACCAAUGGUGGUAUGCAACCCCUAUAGAUUGGGCAGCAGCCAACGGCCUUUGCGACUUAGUCAAAGAACUCCUCCGCAUUGACCCUGACCUCCUCAUUAAACUCACCUCCCUCCGACGUACCCACCGCCUCGAGACUGUCUGGGAGGACACCAGCCCUCGCAAUGACGUAGCCCAUUGUAGGGCCCGUGUAGCCCGGGCCCUACUAAUGGACUGUGAGCCUAGACAUGGGAAUGGACUGCAGCCAAACUCUCUGAUGAGGGCAGGCUAUGGUGGGUGGCUACUCUACACUGCUGCCUCAGCCGGGGAUAUGGUGUUUGUAAAGGACUUGCUUGAGAGAGAUCCACUCCUCGUGUUCGGAGAAGGCGAGUAUGGUGUUACUGAUAUUCUUUACGCCGCUGCUCGGAGCAAGAAUUCCGAGGUUUUUAGGGUAUUGCUUGAUUCUGCUAUGAAUGUGAAUAAAGGGAGUGGGGAAGGUUUUGUAGCGGAGAUGAUGAACAGAGCAGUUCACGUUGCUGCUCGGGGAGGGAAUUUAGAGGUUCUCGAUGAGCUUUUGUUGGAUUGUUCUGAUGUUUUGGGUUAUAGAGAUGGUCAAGGUUCCACCAUUUUGCAUUCUGCUUCUGUUAGAGGCCAGCUUCAGGUGGUCAAGAGUUUAAUAACAACAUAUAAGAACAUCAUCGACUCUACUGAUGAUCAAGGGAAUACAGCAUUACAUAUUGCUGCAUACAGAGGAUACUCUGCUGUAGUGGAGGUUUUAGCCCGUGAAGCGCCCUCAGUAACCGCAUCAACAAACAACGACGGAAACACAUUUCUACACAUGGCAGUGGCCGGUUUCCGGUCCCCUGGUUUCCACCAAAUCGACCAGCAAUUCCAGCUCAUCAAACAGCUAACAACUGGCAAAAUCAUCAGUUUAAAUGACAUCAUUAACAACAGAAACGAAGAAGGUAAAACUGCAAUGCACAUAGCAGUUGCUGAGAAUAUUCAGUGCAAUGUUGUGGAGCUUCUAAUGAGGGUACCUUACAUUGACUUGAAUAUUCGCGAUAAUGAUGGAUUAACCCCUCUCGAUCUCCUCAAACGAUGCCCUAAAACAACAACAUCUAACAUACUAAUCAAACAGUUAACUUCUGCUGGUGGGAUUUCUGAUUAUACUGCAAGAAGUGCUAUAGCGAGACAGCUGAGAAUUCAGGGCAUUGGGACUAGUCCCGGGACUUCUUUCAGAUUACCAGAUGCUGAUUUACUCCCAUUAGUAGGAGAUGAAGAUGAAGAUGGGGAUGAAUCCCAGAUAAGUUGCAGAUUCAGUUCCUGCUCUAGCGAAGUAACGACUGCAACCCAUUUUGACUCAGACAGCAACAAGAAAACUUCGAGGUGGUUAAGGUUCCUUCAACGACCUGAUAAAACUGACAUGUACUCGAUUACCCAACCUGAAUCACCCAAUAAUGGAAUGUUUAAGGUCUGCAGAAAGAUGGAGGGGGAUAACAAUGGUGGAAUAUUUAAGGUUUGCAGAAAUGUAGAUGAUAACAGCAGUACUCUAACCCCACUCAGGCAGAAAUUUUCAAGGACAAUUCCAACCCAUUCUGACAGGGAGAAGUUCACUGCAAGCCUGAUGCAUGGUGUGGUGCAAGCAACACCACCUAAAUCGUGUUUGUCGUUGGCUCGGUAUUCUCCUUCGACCCCGUUUUCUCAGUCAUUGGCAUCUUCCCCAACUGCAGUAGAUAAAAGUGUCGAAAAAUCUUCGUUUUUUAGCGGGCAAUUAAGUGGUGGAAGAUCAUUAAUGGGUGAUAAUAAGCAUAGAAGAGUAAGCUCUUUUAAUAAGAGUUUGAUGAAUCAGUACUUCUGUUUUGGAGCUCAAGGGUUGGCUGUGGAAGAUUCAGUUACUUGCAGAAGAACAAAUAGCAGUUGCAGAAAGCUUGUCUUCUGAGAAUUGAAUUAAUCAUAGGUUGUAAUUUUACUUAUAAUACACUUUCCAACUCUUAUUGUUGAUAAUGUGGUUAAUUAAUCAUUAAUACAUUAAUCAUUAAUACAUUAUUAUGUUUUCAUCCUUA